Molecule: messenger RNA, 615 nt
Organism: Armigeres subalbatus
Lineage: Eukaryota; Metazoa; Arthropoda; Insecta; Diptera; Culicidae
Product: putative gustatory receptor 28a
Exons: 4
Coding region: 1-615 (204 amino acids)
Biological process (GO): sensory perception of taste; chemosensory behavior; male courtship behavior
Cellular component (GO): axon; dendrite; membrane
Source: RefSeq, a predicted model, not a curated record
AUGGGAUUUUCCGUUCAAUAUUACGACAGCGCUAAGAAGAAAGCUUACACCUCGAAGAUUCUCGCCGUUUACAGCAUUGCUGUAUCUAUUAUACUGAUCAUUCAUUAUAAAACAUCUGAUGUGCUGUCGAGCAGCAGCAGCCAGGAGCAAAGCAUGGUUGCGUUGGCAGUUGGUGGAAUUGAAGCGACAUUAUUGGUCAACAUUAUGCUGCUUGGAACUAUUCGGCGAUAUAUUGCAAGGCGCAAUUCCGAAGAGCUAUUUAACGAUUUCAUCGGUGUUCACAAAGCAGUUGGCUAUUCUGCUGAGUAUUUGUACAAGGAUAUGAACAAAAAGGCACUGAAAGCUAUUAUCAUUGGUUUUUCGUUGAUCGUAUUCUUGACUUCCAAGAAAACAUCGGAAAUACUGCAUCGCUACAAUUCUUUGCACAUUGACGCAGAGCUGAAGCAAACCGUGGAAAUCUUUCUGAUUCAGCUAAUGCACCAUCCUAUCAAAUUCACCGCCUUUGGAAUGUUCACUCUCGACUAUUCAAUAUUGUUCUCAAUUAUAACAUCAACAACCAGUUACCUGAUUAUUCUCAUACAGUUUGAACUAGCAGAUAACUGUAAAAAGGACUGA